Molecule: messenger RNA, 2676 nt
Organism: Zonotrichia leucophrys gambelii
Lineage: Eukaryota; Metazoa; Chordata; Aves; Passeriformes; Passerellidae
Gene: GLT1D1
Product: glycosyltransferase 1 domain containing 1
Exons: 12
Coding region: 161-1186 (341 amino acids)
Molecular function (GO): glycosyltransferase activity
Source: RefSeq, a predicted model, not a curated record
UCUGCCCGGGAGCACCUGCCAGGGCCGGCCCAUCCCCGCCCGGGUGGGUCGGGCAGGGCUCGGGGCCGCGGCCGCUCCGGCCCCGCUCCGCAGCGCCGUUUCCGGGCCCGCGGGCAGGUGAGGCGGCGGCGGGCGGAGCGGAGGGAGCGGAGCGGCCGCGAUGAGGCUGCUGCUGCUGGCGUGCCUGCGGGCACAGACCGGCAACGCCACCACGGCCGCCAGGAUCCGGAAUCAUCUACAGGCUGCAGGUCACAUCUGUGUUCUUAAAGAUGCUUUCAUGUAUGGAAGUGCAGCUGAAAUAGCAAACCUGACCUCCUCAGACAAGUUUGAUGCAGCCCUGGCCAUUCACCUCUAUAAAGGAGGCAGACUGCUGCAAGGGAGCAGAAUUCCCUUUGGGAUCAUCUUUGGUGGGACAGAUGUCAAUGAAGACGUGAAAUGCAAAGAGAAGCGCCAGGUGAUGGGAGCAGUGCUGGAGAGAGCCAGGUUUGCGGUGGCUUUCACGGUGGAAAUGAAGGAGCUGGCAGCAGCAGAGUGGCCAGAUGCUCGGAAGAAGAUUUAUGUCCAAAGCCAAGGAAUCAAGGCUACACCCAGUGAAACAUUUGAUUGGUACCAAUUUCUACAAAAUGCAGGCAUCCCUGCAGACUCAGGCCCUGUGCAUCUGUUCCUCCUGGUGUGUGGGCUGCGCAGAGUGAAGGACCCUCUGUACCUGGUGGAAGCUUUCUCAGAGUGGCACAGAAAGGAUCCCAGUGUCCAUCUGGGCAUAAUUGGACCUGCAGUUGAUCCACUGUUUACCAGUGAAGUUGAGGAGAGAGUUAAAAGGGCCCCCGGGGUGCGCGUGCUGCAGGAGCUGCCCCAGCCCGAGCUGCACGCUGCCCUGCGCUGCUGCCUGGCCCUGGUGAACAGCUCCAGCUCCGAGGGCAUGUCUGCUGCCAUCCUGGAGGCAAUGGAUUUAGAAGUUCCAGUGCUGGCCAGGAACAUUCCCGGGAAUGCAGCAAUAAUAAAGCACAAGGAAACGGGGCUGCUGUUUUCCACUCCCCAGGAGUUUGUUGCGCUGUCCAAGAGUUUAAUGAAUGACCCCACUCUGGAAAAGGAAAUUGUGACCAGGGCCAAAGAGUACGUGGAGCAGCAUCACUCCUGGGAAGGGGAGAGGAAAACCUACCAGAGCCUUGUGCAGAGACUCCAGUGACCUGGCAGGGCCACAGAGCCCUUCAGUGAUGGCAUUGGGCUGGGGUUCCUUGGGUUCUUUCUAAAAACAGCCAGAAAUUGUUCAAUAGAGUAACAGCCCAGAGCAGAGCUGCUGCAGGGCCAGGCUGAGCCAGGGCAGCCCUGGGCAGUGCCAGGGCAUUGCUGCUCUGAUCCCUCCCUGGGCAGUGCCAGGGCAUUGCUGCUCUGUGCCAGGGCAGUGCCAGGGCAUUGCUGCUCUGAUCCCUCCCUGGGCAGUGCCAGGGCAUUGCUGCUCUGAGCCAGGGCAGUGCCAGGGCAUUGCUGCUCUGAGCCAGGGCAGUGCCAGGGCAUUGCUGCUCUGUGCCAGGGCAGCCCUGGGCAGUGCCAGGGCAUUGCUGCUCUGUGCCAGGGCAGUGCCAGGGCAUUGCUGCUCUGAUCCCUCCCUGGGCAGUGCCAGGGCAUUGCUGCUCUGAUCCCAGGGCCCUCCUGGCACACAGGGUCGCAGGGAAUGCUCUGCCCAUGCUCCCUCCCACCCUGCAGCACUGCCAGCCCCUGCCCACAGCCAGGGGCACUCACACACCUGCUGCAGCCCAGGUGCACGAGCAGAGGAUGAACUCUGGACAGCACAGCUCCUGCAGGCACCCCUGAGCAGCCCAGGGGUCAGAGCCAGCCUGGGCACAGGGAUGGGCACAGGGGGCUCUGUGCUGAGCCCUGAGCCCCUCAGAGCAGCCCAGGGAUCAGAGCCAGCCUGGGCACAGGGGGCUCUGUGCUGAGCCCCUCAGAGCAGCCCAGGGAUCAGAGCCAGCCUGGGCACAGGGAUGGGCACAGGGACGGGCACAGGGUGCUCCUGCAGCCCCCCAGAGCAGCCCAGCUCCCCUGAGCCUGCAUUCUGCCCCUGGCACAGGGCAGGAGCUUGGCCCAGGUGCCAGAGCCGUGCCAGAGCUGCUUGGUUACAUAAACUACCUCUUGCUUUGCCAGUUCCUUUGGUACCUCUGUGAUUUGCUUAUUUAUUGAAAGAUUUAUGAGACCUGUACAAAGGGAUGGGGUUGGAGGUAUUUGCUGUGUGUUUUGGCACUGUUUGUUCUUAUUUGUGGCUUUUCAGGAUGUAUUUAUUCCAAUACAAUGCAGCAGCCUUGUCUGAAAGUGAGACUGAGCUCUGCCCAAAGCCCACACUGCUCAUCCCUGCCAGCCCAGGGACCAUGGACACACCUCUGAGUCUGUAAUUGUUCAUCAAAGGACUUGCAGCUAGAGGAAAAAAACCAAAAAACAGCAACAACAACAAACAAACAAAAAGGAGGGGCAUAUUUGUAAUUUCUGGUUCUUGGGAACCUGUUUGCUUUGUAGGUCUCGAGCCUGCCCCAAGGAGAGCCUGUGAAAUGCUUUCUGUUGAUCCAGUGGCUGUUGUGUCAGACUUUCCUCUGUAAUAAUGAAGUUCACAGUGUGUUUUAAGCUUUCCUCUCUAUUUUUGAUGUUUUGCAAGGUUCUGGUACAGUAAACAAGAAAGCAGUUUGA